Messenger RNA from Triticum turgidum subsp. durum (durum wheat), 1803 nucleotides. NCBI's taxonomy places the organism in Eukaryota, Viridiplantae, Streptophyta, Magnoliopsida, Poales, Poaceae. The record is from the annotation of a GenBank genome assembly.
AUGGACGAGGACGAGUACUCGUGGGUGCGGCGCACCAAGUUCUCGCACUCCAUCGUCAGGUCUAGCUCCGGCAGGUGCUCCUUCGACGAGCAGUUCAGCCGCCGCGCCGUGUCCAUGCAGAAAGAUUUUGAUUCAGAGCUCAAGAGCCUGCAGCCGAGGGCCAAAGGGGCGGUCUCAAACCCGGCGAGGCCGGCGAUUCCCAGGGCAAAAUCGGCAGCCGGCCAGGCAGACCGGAAGCCGAAAGAUGUUGUGUUUUCAGAUGUUCAGCUGAAACAGAGUGGUUCUGUUGGCGAUGGCUCACUGAAAGAAACGUCGAUGAUGCAAGAUCGGCGUGAGGUUGGACCCAAGGGAAACGGCCUGAGCUUGAAAUCACUGGAUAUUCCUAAUCGGCGUAUUGUCCGGGGUUUGAAUGAUGGAAGCUCAGGCAACACGCUGGAGUUCUCUUUCCACUCCGAGGAGCAAAGCUUGAGGUUGCAGAGGGUGUGCUCUAGCCCAGGUCCUUACUUUGCCAAGGAUGCAGGGCUAGCCGGGGAUUCUAAUCCACGGAGUGUAUCUUUCAAGGUUGCUGGGGAUGGAUCAAAGCCGAAGAGAAGAGCGAAAUCCCCUAUCCCAGCGCGCGUCAUCUCCGACGUUUUUAGGGAGGCGAAAGCUGCCAGCAAGAGGUUCUCCUCUCCACAGCGGCAAAGGAAAUCUAGCUCUGUUCGGUUGCUGGAUGAUAGUCCCCCUUUUGCAUUCUCUUCGACAAGAGCAGCGACCAAAUUGGUAACCAAAAGGGCCUCUUCCUGGCCAAGGAACUCGGAAGCUAGAGUUGCAAAGGUCGCUGCGCUCGAUGUACUUGAGAAAUGGACGGUCGACCGCUCACAGUUACUCAUUGGCCAUAGAUUUGCAUCAGGAGCGUAUAGUCGUCUGUUCCAUGGAAUCUACAAGGAGCAGCCUGUUGCUGUCAAGUUUAUCAGGCUACCUGAUGAUGGUGAAGAUCCGGAAUUGGCUGCUCGGCUUGAGAAGCAGUUCACUGUCGAAGUUACCAUUUUGGCUCGGCUCCAGCAUCGUAAUGUCAUUGAGCUGGUUGGGGCAUGUAGCUCUGCACCUGUCUUCUGUGUCAUCACUGAGUUCCUGCCUGGGGGCUCUUUGAGAGCCUAUCUGCGCAAGCUGGAGGGCAAGCAACUUCCUUUGGAGAAGAUUAUCUCCGUUGCCCUGGACAUUGCACGUGGUCUGGAAUACGUGCAUUCGCAAGGAGUAAUCCACCGUGACGUGAAGCCUGAGAACAUUCUAUUCGACGCAGAAUGUUGCGCAAAGGUCGUUGAUUUCGGAGUAGCUUUUGAAGACGUUUACUGCAACACGAUGGAAGACGACCCAGGCACAUAUAGAUGGAUGGCGCCAGAGAUGUGUAAGCGCAAGCCAUAUGGUCCGAAAGUCGAUGUCUAUAGUUUUGGGCUCGUCUUGUGGGAACUGGUUAGUGGUUCCAUCCCUUAUGAAGAGAUGACUCCUCUCCAAGCAGCUUAUGCAGUUGUUAAUAAGAACUUGAGACCGGUUGUUCCUUCGAGCUGCCCGACACCAUUGCAACAAUUGAUGGAGCAAUGCUGGUCCGCUCAACCCGAGAAGAGGCCUGAGUUUACUCAGAUAGUUAAAACCCUUGAAAAUCUCAAGGCGACUCUUGAUAGAUAUGGAACCAUUGAGAAGACCCCAACCCCCAGUUGCCAGGAAGCUCAGGAGCAAAACAAGAACAGGCUUGCCAACUGGAUCCUAAAGCUCUCAUAUAGCCCACCGGAUUUCUCAGGGCCCCCGCCGCCGAAGCUGCUGUGA